UAUAUUUUGGGUGAGACGUAUUAACUGUGCGCACAGUAGAGACUUUGAAGACGGUGUGCUUUUAGUACGGAAGACGGAAGGCUUUUGAUUUAUGUUUAUGAUGUUUCUAUGCGUUUUGAGGUUUCUACCAUCUGAGCAGUGACGGAGCUGAAGACUGACACGUUAAAAAUGUGAUCUGACGGUAACCAGGCGACCGCUUUCUGCAUCAAUACCCGUAUUUCCGUACUAAUACCAACUAUCUCUCUCAAUUUUCGGGACGACUCGUGCUGAAAUCUCCUAAUAUGAAGCAUCGCUUGGUAGAUUGAAUUGGUCAUAGAAUGGAGGUUCCUGCAGUAAACCACAGCUAUACACAUCCACCACCACAGCCAUGGGCCGGACAGAGUCCCAGGACCCCAACCAUGCCUCCACCCAGCUGUCCAUUUCCUUCAUAUCACUAUCCAAACCUGAACCCAGAUCAGCAGAGUGUGACCCCCAUGACCCAAACGACAGGAACCGCAGCAGGCCAUCAGCCUCAGUCACUGUACUGGGACCCCUCACAGCAAAGCUACCAAGGAGUAUUAAAGCCUGUUCCUGAGAUUACAAAUAAGACGAAUCAAGGAAUGCCACAGAGAAGCUACUCAUUACCAACGAGUCCAGUGUCAAAUUCUAAGACAGAGUCUCGGUACGGCCUGGAUCCUCAGCUUCUGCCCAGUGUGGUAAAUGAACCGGCCCUCUUAUUCUGUAAUGUUUCCAUUAAGACAGCUCAGGUCCAGGUGAUUAAAGAGGACAGGAUCCAGUGGGAGGGGAAAGUGUUUGUUUCAGAAUGCAAAUCUUCAGUUCCCCCUCUCUCCUCAACACAAUGCACCCUGGAGGACAGAGGUAAUGCCACACCUCGUUUUAUCCGCUGCACGGCCUACAGCUUCCCUGUGGAGGCUCAGUCAGCUCAGAAGAGUCAUCUCCCGCUGGGUGCAAUCGUGUGUCCGCUGGCCAGGCCGGAAAAAGGAGAACGUGAUGUGCCAGUUUGUGAGGUGGGAGAUUGUGUUAAGGGCUGUGCACACUGCGGGGCCUUCAUGAGCCCUGCUAUGAGCUGGCAGGACUGCGGGCAAAGAUUCUACUGCCCUUUCUGCGACAAACUCAAUGAAGUAUGUAUUUUUCUCAUAGUGCCAUGGCAGUCCUAUCAGCCCACUAAUCAGGGUCGCCGUGUCGACUGCGAAAAAAAACCUGAGCUCAGUCUUGGCUCAUAUGAGAUCCUGGAAAAAGAGACGGGUAAAGCUGCUGUGUUGCUUCUGGCGAUAGAUGUAUCUGCCAGUGCGAUGAGAACGGGGCAGCUAAACCACAUUUGUAAGCAGAUGUGUUCUCAACUGCAAGCUUUAAAUGGGCCUGAAGAAACUGACCGAUCAGAUCUUCGAGUGGGUUUGAUGACCUAUGACAGCCGGAUCCAUCUGUAUAACCUGAGUCCAGCUCUGUCCCGUCCUCACAUGAUGGUCAUCACUGACUGUGAGGAGCUGGAACUUCCUGUGGUGGAGGGCCUUCUGGUGCCACUGAAAGACUGCAGACACAUUCUUGAGAGAGUUCUACAGGAAAUUUCACUUUUCAACCCUGAGUCGGAUGGAUCCGGCUCACAAGAGCUUUCUGUUUGUGCAGGGCUGAAGAUUCUUCAGGAUGCAGCGUCUCCAGGCAAAUUAUUGAUCUUUCAUUCCUCGCCUGUUUCUGAAGGCUCAAAUCAGAAAAGCUCCUCUGGUUUCUUCAGCUCUAGCAAAGUGAAGUCCAUCUUCCAAGGACCAGAUUCUUCGAUCUCAUUGGCUAAAGAAUGUGUCAAUCAAGGCUGCAGCGUGCACAUUUUUGUGUUCUCCCAUCAUGAAGUAGGCGGGGCUUGGCCAGGGCACAUCCCCUUUCUCACAGGGGGUGGGGUCAUCUGCUAUAACAGUCUACAGUCGGAGAUGGAACAGGAACGCUUCCGAGCUGAUCUGAGCAGAUGUGUGGAUAUGCAGAUGGCCUUCAAAGUUCAGCUCAGAGUUUUUGUCACUAAAGAGAUGCGCAUAUCUGGUUGCUAUGGCUCCUUCAUCGCCGGUCCUGACUCCUGCUGUGUUGCCAUGGCAGCGCUUGAUUGGCACACAGCUCUGGCAUUUGAGUUCACUCACAACAAGUCUUUGGAUGAAACGAGGGGUGUAGCCAUACAGUUUGUGCUGUCAUACAGUAGCUCCUCCGGAGAGAACAGGACACGGAUACACACCGUUAUUCUGUCCGCUUCCAGUCAACCGCUAGACACCUUUAGAAGCAGCCAGGCCGAGACGCUCCUCACAUUCUACUGCAAGAAAUUGUAUUCAUUAGCACUGGAGAGUCCGCUGCAGUCCCUGCGUGAGGAGUUACAGACGGAGGUUACUGAGAUGUUGGCUUGCUUCAGGAAACAAAGCUGCACUACCUCUGUGUCCCCAGGACAGCUGGUGCUGCCUCAGUUUCUGAAAGCCGUACCUGUCUACAUUAACAGUCUGCGCAAAAGUGAAGUGCUGCUGCCUGGGCUGUGGAGCUCUGUACAUCAGCGUCUACAACUGCGUAGCCUCAUUGUCUCCAUGGACACGCUGAGCACUGCUUCUCAGUUCUACCCACUUAUUCUGCCUCUGUCUGUCUCUGCUGAUAAUGCCAACAUGCCAUCAUUAGGGGAAGCCGUGCGCUGUACUGUCUCUAGUCUGGAUCCAGGGGGUCUGUAUCUGAUCUACUGCCCACUGGCACUGCUCCUUUGGGUGGGCAGCUGUGUGCCUCCUCACACUCUUCUACAGCUUUUCAACACCAACUCCUUCUCCUACCUCACAUCUGGAGAGAUCAAACUUCCAGUGCUUGAGAACUCCCUCUCCAUCAGCACCAGAGCUCUCAUAUGCUCUCUGCAGUCCUCAGCAGCUGUUACUCUCCAGCUAAAACUGGUGCGGGAAGGUGACAGCUGUGAGGAGUCUCUGCAGCGCCUCCUGGUGGAGGACAAGAGUCCUAACGGUGGAGCUUCAUACGCUGACUUUCUUUUUCACCUUCAUGUCAAUGCAUUGCGUCUUGUCGUGUGACAGUCUCUUCUCAUAGACAAGGCUGUGGAAUAUUUGUAAAGUCCUUUGUGAUAGUUCAGUCCCAAUGUAGUUUACCUUUUGUUUCCUCGAUAGCCAUUGCUGCUGCUGUUCUUAAAUCUAUGAGGAAAAAGAGUUCUGUCUGGAUUUACCAUACAUUUAUCUCUGAAAUAUUUACAUUUUACAACUUUAGUAAAUGCAAAUUCGAUGUGACCAGCUUGUUUUAGGAGAAAUGCUGAAUACUACUAUUAGUCCUUUAAUUUUCAAGGGCUUAGAAUGACUGAUUAGUGUUUGAACUCCCAUCAAAGACUCAGUGAUUAAUGAUUCUCUAUUUGAAGUGUGUGUGUGUUGUGUGUGUGUGUGUGUUGUGUGUGUGUGUGUUUGGUUCUAGACACAGGUUUGAUUUAACAUUUGCUCUUGUGUCAUGAAUAUUGCACUCUGAAUUGAAUUCAUGAAUUUGCCCAACUGGCAGCGGUGAGUUAGAGUGUGCAUGUUAAUAUUUUUCAAGCAAUAAUAUAUUCAUUGAAUUUUUGGUCUCAUUACACCUCAAUAUUUAAUGUCUUGAUAAAACCCCUGAUAUUUUUCAAAGGGCCAUCAGCAUGUGGACCUAACACUUUACAGUUGUAAUAAUUUACGUAACAUUUCUUUUGUAUGAAGAAGAUACUUUUC
Sinocyclocheilus rhinocerous is the source of this 3695-nucleotide messenger RNA. RefSeq names its product protein transport protein Sec24C. Lineage: Eukaryota; Metazoa; Chordata; Actinopteri; Cypriniformes; Cyprinidae. Gene Ontology annotation, molecular function: zinc ion binding; SNARE binding. Gene Ontology annotation, biological process: intracellular protein transport; endoplasmic reticulum to Golgi vesicle-mediated transport; COPII-coated vesicle cargo loading. Gene Ontology annotation, cellular component: COPII vesicle coat; endoplasmic reticulum exit site. The record is from RefSeq and is a predicted model, not a curated record. Bases 318 to 3029 code for a protein of 903 amino acids. The transcript has 21 exons.